This is a messenger RNA of Emiliania huxleyi CCMP1516, 507 nucleotides long. RefSeq lists its product as hypothetical. The record is from RefSeq and is a predicted model, not a curated record. The coding region runs from base 1 to 507 and encodes 168 amino acids. NCBI's taxonomy places the organism in Eukaryota, Haptophyta, Isochrysidales, Noelaerhabdaceae. The transcript is spliced from 2 exons. Gene Ontology annotation, cellular component: intracellular membrane-bounded organelle. Gene Ontology annotation, biological process: vacuolar protein processing.
AUGGCGAACGAGGCGAACAAGAAGUUGUUGCUGAAGAACCAGGCCUACCUAGCGAGGCUGCUCUAUCAGAUCCUGUCGUGCAAUGCCAUCUACUGUGUCUACCGCGUGUGGUACCACUGGGACUCCUUUUCGAGGUGGCACAUCACGGGCGAGCUCCUCAUGCUCUGCCUGUACUUUGCCAUGUACCGCUUCCUCGCCUCGGCCGCCUCUCCCAGGCAUGCUCCGCUCGCGCAGGGCGGCGCUCUGAUCUCCGCAGGAUCCGACCUGGACAGCAAGGGAGUGAUUGAGUACACGUGGGACCUGCUUUACACGACCAUGUUCGUGCAGCUCGCGACAGGGCUCCUUUCUGACUGGUUCGCGCUCGUCGCAGUGGUCCCGCCGUGCAUUGGCUUCUACUACGCCUGGACACAAUACGUCUACCCUUGGAUCUCCAAGCCGGACGAGCCGAUCGACGCCGCGCAAGAGGCGAGCAAGAAGCAGAAGGUCAAGUACGGGAGGGCACGGUGA